Messenger RNA from Drosophila busckii, 4735 nucleotides. It is a transcript of the gene rdog, whose product is annotated as multidrug resistance-associated protein 4. The transcript has 6 exons. Gene Ontology annotation, cellular component: membrane. Gene Ontology annotation, biological process: transmembrane transport. Gene Ontology annotation, molecular function: ABC-type transporter activity; ATP binding; ATP hydrolysis activity. NCBI's taxonomy places the organism in Eukaryota, Metazoa, Arthropoda, Insecta, Diptera, Drosophilidae. The coding region runs from base 301 to 4413 and encodes 1370 amino acids. The record is from RefSeq and is a predicted model, not a curated record.
AACAAAGGCGACACACUUGCAUACGUACAUAUAAUUGUAUUGUUGUUGCGGUGCGAGAAGCCAAUAAUAGCAACAAACGGUUAAACGUACGAGCAGGGGUAGAGGGAAACGCAUUAUAGUCGUUGACCUCGACCUUAGACAAUUUCAACUUUGCCAAGAAAUCGUUGUUGCCGGCAAAACAGCAGAUUACAAAAUCAAGAGCGUUUGAUUUCACUUUUACUUGCCUGUGUUAUAAAAAGUGCCGUAAGAAUAAACGCCAUAGUGAUAAUUGUGCCUAAUUAACAGUAAAAACAAAAUACUAUGAAUCGCACUCGAAGAAAAGUUGAACGUCCAAAGAAUCCCUAUACAGAUGCCAAUAUAUUUUCGCGUUGGAGUUUUUGGUGGAUAAGAAAAUUAUUUAGGCGUGGACUGCAAGGACCAUUGGCAGAUGAGGAGCUCUAUCAGCACAGAAGUACGCUGGACAGUGAGCGUGUAACAAGUCAGUUUGGCGAACUAUGGGAGGAUGAGAAGAAACGCAGUAAUCCUAGUGUCCUGCGCAUGAUAUGGCGUGCAUAUGGCAAAACAUUUAUGCCAUUGGGACUUGCCUUCUCUCUGACCGAAUCCUGUUGCAAAUGCAUGAUGCCUUUGUUUCUAGGCAGACUAGUUGGCUAUUUUGCGACAGAUCAAAAUACGAUAGACGUGUCGACAGCCUAUUUGUAUGCGCUGGCAAUUGUUAUUUGCAUGCUGGUGCCUGUGAUAACAUUUCAUCCAUUUAUCUUCUACAUUUUUCAAGUGGGCACUAAACUACGCUUGGCCUUGUCGGGCCUCAUCUAUCGCAAGUGCCUGCAAGUGUCCAAGAGCAGCAGCAACGAUGGGUUACGUGCUCGCGCUGUAAACAUAUUGUCAAACGAUCUGGGGCGCUUUGAUGUGGCGCUUUGUUUUCUGCAUGAUACCUGGAAGGGACCACUGGAAUCUAUACUGAUUGGUUAUCUAAUGUAUAAAGAGAUUGGGGUCUCUGCCAUUAUAGGCGUCUCGUUCAUGCUGAGCUUCAUUCCGCUGCAGGCAUGGGCGGCCAAAAAGGCAGCCUACUAUCGCCAGAUGACUGCAGAGCGCACAGAUAUGCGCGUCCGGCUAAUGAAUGAGAUAAUUCAAGGCAUACAGGUGAUCAAGAUGUAUGCCUGGGAAAAGUCCUUUGCCCGCGUUGUAGCCGAUGUGCGCUUAAAGGAGGUCAAGGCUAUACGCGGAACUGUCUAUAUUCAUGCUGCCCUCAGCUGCACUUCAAUGAUUUCACCGCUUAGCGUAUUCCUCGCAUUAUGUUCUUAUAUAUAUUUUGGCGAUGCGCUAACAGCUCAAAAGGUCUACACUGUAUCCUCAUACUUUAACAUGCUAAACGACUCAAUGGUGCACUUUUGGCCACUCUCCAUAACCUUCAUUGCUGAAGGUUUAGUUUCAGCGCGACGCUGCAAGGAGUUUUUGUUGGACGGCGACAAGGCCGAAGUGCCUAUCAACUUAGAAGUUAAUUCCAAAACUAAGAAGCGCACACCAACUACGGAGGAUAAGAAGAAUGUGGAGCUCAAUGGCUCGCUAUUGAGCAAUGGCCCGGCAAUGCCACCACCAACACAACCGCAGCCCAACAGAUUACGGGAUUACAGUCCUGAAGCGGCCAAGAAAUGUGUUAUAUUGAAGAAUGUGUCUGCCACUUGGGGUGCCAGCGAUGGUUUGUCGAACUGCGCCAUUAGCAACUUUAGCACGGAGAUACAGGAUAAAACUUUGGCGGCUGUCGUUGGACCUGUGGGUGCAGGCAAGUCCAGCUUUCUCAAUGUAUUGCUGGGCGAGGUAGCCAUAGAUGAAGGAGAAGCUUUUGUGCAUGGCAAGGUCUCGUAUGCUGCCCAGGAGCCUUGGGUUUUCGAGGGCACCAUACGCGAUAAUAUUGUAUUUGUGGAGGAUUACAAUGAACGUCGCUACAAGAAAGUGCUUAAGGCCUGCGCCUUGGAGCGCGAUCUGGAGCUGCUGCCUAGAGGAGAUUUGACAGUUGUUGGUGAACGUGGCGUCAGUUUGAGCGGUGGACAGAAGGCCCGUGUGAAUUUAGCUCGAGCUGUCUAUCGCAAGGCAGACAUUUAUCUGCUAGACGAUCCGCUUUCCGCCGUGGAUACGCAUGUUGGCAAGCAUAUCUUCGACAAGUGCAUACGUGACUUUUUGGCCAAUAAGAUACGCAUAUUGGUCACACAUCAGCUGCAGUACUUGUUUGAAGUGGAGCAUUUGCUCCUGAUGUCUGGCGGACAGAUUGUGGCCCAAGGAAGCUAUCAACAGCUGCAACGUUCACGUCAGUUUCAAUUUCUGGAGCAGACUCACGAUGAGAGCGGUAUUGAUACGCAUAGCGUGAGCAGCCACAUGUCGCGCAGCGACUCGGAGAAGAGCAUGGAACAUCAUCAGCACAAUCAGCUGCUGCGGCCCGAUGAAACCGUGGAGGAUGUCAACCAGGAGCAGCAGUCCGUGGGCGCAGUCAAGUUUAGCGUCUACGCCUCCUACUUUAAAGCGCUGGAAAGCACGUUUCUGCUGGGUUUGAUUAUUGUGCUCUUCAUUAGUGCGAGAAUUAUGCUGACGGGCGUCGACUACUUUCUCUCACGCUGGGUUAACUGGGAGGAAAAAGUGGCGCGUAAUGCAACCAUGUAUGCCGCAACUACAGAGGUGCCGGUCAAUGAUACGCUUGCCACAAAUGCGACAACCACUUUGGAUAAUAACAGCGUUGAGGGCGACAUACGUCAGCAGCUAAUCUUGUUCUAUGCCACGAUACUGAGCUGCACGCUUAUCGUUUAUUUAAUGCGCACCUUUGGCUACUUCAGAAUGUGCCUGCGAAUCUCGUUGCGUCUGCAUGAUCGUCUCUUUCGCGGCAUCACGCGCGCCACCAUGUUCUUUUUCAAUACUAACUCCUCUGGGCGCAUUUUGAACCGUUUCGCCAAGGAUAUACGCACAAUUGAUUGUGAUCUGCCGCAUACGUUGCUCGAUUGCGUGGCCUUUGCCAUUGAUGUCACCGGCGUGCUAAUAAUUGUGGCCAUUGCCAACUAUUGGCUGCUGGUGCCAGCUGCUGUGAUCGUAGGCGUUCUAGCUGUCAUACGUUAUACGUACGUGACCAUAAGUCGCAGCAUCAAGCGAUUGGAAGCCAUAUCACGCAGCCCUGUCUAUUCGCUCACCAAUCAAACAUUCCAGGGUCUAACCACAGUGCGUGCUCUGCAGGCACAGAGCGCUUUAGAGUACGAAUUUCAUGGCUAUCAGAAUGCCAACACUUCGGCCUGGUUUCUGUUGCUUUCCAGCACACGCGCCUUUGCCCUGUGGUCGGAUUUGUUGUGCAUUGCCUAUAUGGCAGCGGUGACCUUUAGUUUUCUCUUGCUGCGCAACGAGUUCAACAGCGGCGAUGUGGGUUUGGCCAUUUUGCAUUCAACAACCAUGACGGGCAUGUGCCAGUGGGGCAUGCGUCAGACCGCUCAGCUGGAGAAUGAAAUGACCAGCGUGGAACGUGUGCUGGAGUACACGGAGCAGCCAUCAGAGCCGCCGCUGGAGACAGCAGAGAAGUUCAAACCGAAGACCGAUUGGCCCAACAAGGGGCGCAUUGAGUUCAUUAACUUUAAGCUGCGUUACUCGCCCAAGGAGACGACUGUGCUGCGUAAUCUGAAUUUUACGAUUGAGCCCUGCGAGAAGAUUGGCAUUGUGGGACGCACUGGUGCUGGCAAAUCCUCAAUCAUACAGUCCAUCUUUCGUUUGGCCUGCAAUGAAGGCAUGAUACGCAUUGAUGAUAUCGAUAUUGAGCAUAUUGGCUUGCAUGACCUGCGAAGCCGCAUCUCCAUUAUACCACAAGAUCCAGUGCUCUUCUCAGGCACACUCAGGUAUAAUUUAGAUCCCAUGGACGAGCGCACAGAUGAGGAGAUGUGGAAGGCUUUGGGGGAUGUUGAGCUACGCUCUUAUGUGUCCACGCUAAUCGGCGGUCUCAAUUGUCGCAUGUACGAUGGCGGCUCCAACUUUAGCGUAGGCCAACGCCAGUUAGUUUGCCUAGCACGCGCUAUAUUACGCAACAAUCGGAUAUUGAUACUGGAUGAGGCCACAGCAAAUGUGGAUCCAGAGACCGACAAGUUGAUUCAGCAAACGAUACGCUCCAAGUUUGCCAACUGCACCGUGCUAACCAUUGCACAUCGUCUGCAUACAGUUAUGGACUCUGAUCGCGUGCUGGUCAUGGAUGCUGGCGAGGCUCGUGAGCUGGCACAUCCCUAUGAGUUGCUCCAGCGACCUGGCGGCUAUCUGCGCCACUUGGUCGAUAACACAGGCUCCGCCACAGCGCUGGCCUUGCAGCAAGCAGCUGAGGAGAGUUACAGCAAGUGCCUACUGGAUAAAGAUAUAACCGCCGCUGCCACAACACUGCCUUUGCACGAGAAGAAUGAAUAGCACAAUAGAAACUUAUAGCACAGCAGGUUACUUAAGAUUUAUAGCCUUAUAAUUGAAAGUAUUAUUAACAAACUGAACUUUAGCAACUGUACUUGUAAAUUGCAUUUCGUAUAAUUAGCCUAUGUAUAUAGUACUAUAUACAGAUGUUUGUAUGUACACGUGAUUGAUUUGUUACUUCGUUAACGUCGUUGAUGAAUUUAUGAUUGUUAGUCUUGAGUUAGCCUCAAUGUAUGUAUUCUAAGACACCCACAGUGUAUUCAAAUAGAAUAAUCAAAUCAAAGCAACUUAAAAGAUAUAUAUUUUAUAUAUGCAGCUAGUACUU